GUUAAACACAAUGAUUAAAUGCACUAACAUGUCCCACUUGUCAAUUGUCCAUAAGUGAUUAUUUUCACACAAACUCUCCCUUCAAAGCAUUAUCUUUGUGUCCUAAAAUGAAAGCCUCAAAGCAACAAAGAAAAUGCAAAGCCUUGUGUUGUAGUAGCAACAGGUUCAGUGUCUCUUCUUCAGAAGAAGCAGAAAAUUCUUCUUCAUCUUCAUCUAUCUCUGAUAGGUUCCCUUCCGUUUCUACACUAGCACAUGCCAUGGUGCAAGAGAGACUUGACCAAAUGAUUAGAGAAAAGCUUGAAACUAGACAUGUAGAGAGAAAAAUGGAGAAGAAAAGAGAAGGAACUAAGUUUGUUGUAAUGUUAGCUAUGGAGAAAUGUUCUUACGAUCCUAGAGAAGAUUUUAGGGAAUCAAUGAUGGAGAUGAUAACGGCGAAUCGCAUUCGAGACGCGAAAGAUCUUCGUAGUUUGUUGAAUUAUUAUGUGUCGAUGAAUUCGGAAGAAUAUCAUGGUCUUAUACUUGAGAUUUUUCAUGAGGUUUGUAGUAAUUUGUUCUUAUCAUGUAAAUGCAAAUGGUAAAUAUUGUGAACAUUUUCAACAGUUUUGUUUUAUGGAUU
Molecule: messenger RNA, 616 nt
Organism: Vicia villosa (hairy vetch)
Lineage: Eukaryota; Viridiplantae; Streptophyta; Magnoliopsida; Fabales; Fabaceae
Product: probable transcription repressor OFP9
Exons: 1
Coding region: 108-578 (156 amino acids)
Biological process (GO): negative regulation of DNA-templated transcription
Source: RefSeq, a predicted model, not a curated record